This is a messenger RNA of Astyanax mexicanus (Mexican tetra), 2372 nucleotides long. Its product is annotated as cholesteryl ester transfer protein, plasma. Gene Ontology annotation, cellular component: high-density lipoprotein particle. Lineage: Eukaryota; Metazoa; Chordata; Actinopteri; Characiformes; Acestrorhamphidae. The transcript is spliced from 16 exons. Gene Ontology annotation, biological process: triglyceride transport; phosphatidylcholine metabolic process; triglyceride homeostasis. The record is from RefSeq and is a predicted model, not a curated record. Gene Ontology annotation, molecular function: cholesterol binding; phosphatidylcholine binding; cholesterol transfer activity. Bases 208 to 1704 code for a protein of 498 amino acids.
CUGGUAGAAGAACAUUGUGUCAAAGCCUGCCCCUUACAGACCCUGUCCACCCCCACUUCUCUUAAGGCUAUGCUUGCAUCCCUCCUCCUCCACCUAAACCUCAUUUCAGCUCUCUCAUAACAGAGGUUUAGAACAAGGGGGAAAGAAAGGCAGCCAGUAUCAGUUACAGCAUUGGUGUUCAAAAGGAUUGUAGAGACAGACAGGAAUAUGGCAGGAGCGUUUAGCCUUGGAUUUGGACUGCUGCUGCUCUUCUCUUUUGUUGGAAAGGUGCACUCAUGCCUGGACCCUGCUUCAGCCUACAAGUUAACCGGAGCCGUGUGCAGGCUCACCUACCCUGCUGCUGUGGUCUUAAAUGAGAAGACUACAGAAGUAAUCAAGGCUGCUUUCCAGCAUGCAAAAUAUCCCAGCAUUGAGGGAGAGAGGUCCAUUCCGUUCGCAGGGAAACUGGAGUAUCGAUUGCACAACUUGGAAAUCCACAAUCUGUCUAUUGGGAAGAGUGAGUUUGAGCUGCGGGAGAAUGAAGGCAUAGGGAUCGACAUUGGCAAUGUUUCUGCUGUUUUCAAGGGAACCCUCAAAUACUCAUAUGAGUCUGCUCUGUUCAGAAUGGGCCAAUCUAUUGAUUUUGAAAUUGAGUCCAUGAUCGAUCUGGUUAUCAAUUCCAAGCUGUACUGUGGAAAAGGCAAAGUGGCUGCAGACACUUCCGACUGCUACCUCACCUUCCACAAAUUGCAGCUUCUACUACAAGACGAUCGAGAGCCCGGCUGGUUGAAAAAAUUGUUUACAAAUGUAAUCACCUUCACAAUGAAGCUGGUGGUAAAGGGUCAGAUCUGUAAGGAAAUAAAUAAGGUGGCAAACAUACUGGCAGACUUCAUCCAGGAUACAGCAGAACAGUUUCUGAGUGAUGGAGACAUCUUUGUGGAUAUUGGCGUGACCUCGGCCCCGGUCAUCACUUCCAAUUAUGUUGAGUCAUAUCAUAAGGGCCUGGUAACCUAUAAUGGCUCAACUUCCAUCAUCAAUGCAUCCAGGUUUAAUCCAGACCAGCUGACAGAAGACCGCAGUCUUUACUUUUGGAUUGGCGAUGACCUUAUGGACCCUCUGAUGACUGCAGCCUAUAAUGAUGGAAGAUUCAUCUGCAACAUUUCAGGAGAAGAACUUAUUGGUCUGUUUCUGACUGAGCUAUCUGCACCCAGGCCUGAGCUAGUGAGCAAGUGGCUGUCAUCUGAGGAGCCGAUGUUGAAAGCGUGGAGUGCCUCAGUGCCUCGUCUCUGGACAACUGACCAGGGUACAUCAGUGAAAGCUGUGGCUGCAGUGGAGCUUCUGUCUGGCAAACAGGACAGCCCUGCACUUUACUUUGAGACGGAAGUGGAGGUCUGUGUGAGAGCCUACUAUGCUGAUAAGAAGCUCAUCUUGAAGGGCCAAGCGGUGCAAAUAUCCAUAUCAAAGGUGUCCACCUCAUCAGGAGAUUCUGAGAUGGAGAACAGCUUAACCAUUUUUCUCCAGGAGGCUGUAGAAAAGAUUGGCAUCCCCAAAGUCAUAUCCUAUCUAGAGCCGGAAUUAACUGCUCUGAUGGACCGGCAAGGUCUACAUCUCUUUGACCUCAUCAAUCCAGAAGUAAUACCUCGAGAUGGUUAUGUUUUAAUACAGAUGGACUUUGGUUUUCCUCAACAUUUGCUGGUGGAGUUCCUUAAGAAGACUCUUGAUUGAAAAAACACACAAUCACCAGAUGUUAAAAGUAGACACACAUAUCCACCAAUCAGCCAUAACUUUAAAAUCACCUGCCUAAUAUGAUGUAGAUGUUUUGUGGCACCAAAACAGUUGUGACGCAUCAAGGCAUGGGCUCCUCUGUUUGUGCUGCAGUAGAUCUUCUGUAGGAUCAGACCAAACAGUCUAGCCUUCACCGGUUCACCUGUUGUCUGUCCAUGGCCUACAUUUUGUAGGUACUGACCACUAAAACUCCGGAAACUUCAAAGAGGACCUCAGUUAUGCUUGCCCAUAUUUUAGCACAGAAAUCUUAAUAACUGACUGUUUACUUGCUGCCUGAUAUGAAUAACCUAUCUUUUUAAAGCACUUUUUGACUGAUUUGACUUUUGAGUUCUGACUGUUUAUAUUACUCUUGAAUAUCUGUAAAAUGUCACACUUUGUUUUUGUUUUGUUUUGUUUUGUUUUGUAAAGGCAGUUGUAACAAAUCCACUAUUUGGAUGACAGGAAACUUUCCAUGCAUGUAAUGCAAACUAUGAUGGAUCUUCUGCCUAGACGUAAAACACUCUAUACUAUGAAAAGUGUUUCAGUGUGUCUUACAGUAAUUUACACACCUCCAGUAUAAACUUGUUAGUUAAAGAAUAAUAAAAUGUAUAGAUAAUGUUCACAGUAAA